Phragmites australis (common reed) is the source of this 1940-nucleotide messenger RNA. RefSeq names its product pentatricopeptide repeat-containing protein At5g48910-like. The coding region runs from base 3 to 1826 and encodes 607 amino acids. NCBI's taxonomy places the organism in Eukaryota, Viridiplantae, Streptophyta, Magnoliopsida, Poales, Poaceae. Gene Ontology annotation, biological process: RNA modification. The transcript has a single exon. Gene Ontology annotation, molecular function: zinc ion binding; RNA binding; protein binding. The record is from RefSeq and is a predicted model, not a curated record.
CGAUGCGCGCGCGGGGAAGCGGCGCGGGGGCGACGCGGCCGGAGCACCUCGUCGCGCACGCGCGCCUCGUCAAGUCUGCGUGCCCGGACGCGUUCCUCGCUACCACCGCGAUGCGUGGCUACCUCCGCGCGUGCCUCCCGCUGCAAGCCAUCCUCCUCCUCCGCGCGCUGCUGCCGCGGGCGCCCCGCCUCCUCGGCAACUCCUUCUCGCUCUCCCUCGCGCUGCAGGCCUCCGCCACGAUCCCGGCGCCGGGCGCCCCUUUCACGCUCGGCGCCUCCCUCCAUGCGCGCGCGCUCAAGUCGGGCUUCGCCGCCGCCGACCUCUUCGUGCGCACCGCGCUCGUCGAGGCCUACGCCAAGGCGGGGCGGGCAGAGCUCGCGCGCGCUGCGUUCGACGAGGCGCCACUCAGGGACGUGUUCCUGUGCAAUGUCAUGCUUGCGGCCUACGUUGCUCGCGGGGAGGUCGCGGAGGCGAGGAAGGUGUUUGAUGGAAUGCGCGAGAGGGACCUUGUCUCCUGGAACACGAUGAUCCACGGGUACGCGGUGAGAGGAGAUGUCGCCAUGGCGAGGGAGAUAUUCAAUGGGACGGAAGACAGGGAUGCUUUCUCGUGGAGCUCAAUGAUGUCGGCGUAUGCCAAGGGCCGACGGUCUAAGGAGGCGCUGGAGCUGUGGCGGGAGAUGUGCGCAGCCGGCGUCGUACCAGACUGCAUCACCAUGGUGAGCGUGCUUUCGGCGUGUGGGGACAUGGGGACGCUUGCCGUUGGCGCAGAGGUGCAUCAGUUUGUGGAGAGCAACGGGGUUGAGGUGGAUGUCAAGCUUGGGACUGCUCUGAUCGACAUGUAUGCCAAGUGUGGUGACAUCGAGAAUUCGCUGAGAGUAUUCCACUUCAUGCCGGCGAAAGAUGUGCUGACUUGGAGCUCGAUGGUCAUCGGGCUGGCCAAUCACGGUCUUGGCCAUGAAGCUCUCAGCUUGUUCUCAAGGAUGACAUCAGAAGGGCUGAAACCAAAUGAGAUUACCUUCAUAGGGGUUCUUAUAGCCUGUACUCAUCUUGGUCUUGUGAGUGAAGGCAAGAAGUAUUUCAGCUCAAUGAGUGAAGUGCAUGGUGUAGCACCAAGGGUUGAGCACUAUGGAUGCAUGGUCGAUCUUCUGGGGCGAUCAGGCCAUAUUGAGGAGGCAAGGCAGCUCAUCAGGGACAUGCCGUUUGAGCCAGAUGCAGUUAUCUGGAGGGCACUUCUUGGGGCUUGUCGCAUCUAUAAGAAUGUAGAAGUUGCAGAAGAAGCUAUGGCCAAACUGCGAGUAUUGGAUCCUCAUGCCGAUGGGCACUAUGUCUUACUGUCAAACAUAUAUGCACAAGCAAGUUCAUGGGAAGGUGUUGCAGAGAUGAGGAAGACGAUUAGGAGGGAGAGCAUUCAGAGAAUUCCUGGAAGAAGCUCAAUUGAGUGGCAGAACACAAUUCACGAGUUUGUUUCUGGCGAUAGAUCACAUCCUAGGUCCGAAGAGAUCUACAAAAUGUUGGAAGAGAUGAUGAAUCAGUUAAGAAAAGCUGGAUAUAGGCCAAUGACAUGCUUAGUAUUGCAAGACAUUGAUGAGCAAUCUAAGGAGCGUGCAUUGGCUGAACAUAGUGAGAAGCUGGCCAUUGCUUUUGGGCUGCUAACCACUCCUGCCAGAUCAACUCUUCGAAUUACAAAGAAUCUCAGAGCUUGUGAAGACUGCCAUUCAGUUAUUAAGCUUAUCUCCUUGGUAUAUGAUCGCAAGUUGAUCGUUAGAGACCGUAAUCGUUUCCACCAUUUCAGUGAAGGGCAAUGCUCAUGUAAGGACUACUGGUGAAGUUACCAACUUGUACCCCAAAAAAUGCACCGUGCAGGAGUUUGAGCUUGAGAGGUGUUCUUUUAGUUGAGAUCUGAAACAGCUGCAUUCAAAGGGCAUGCUCAUAUCAUAUAU